Messenger RNA from Drosophila willistoni, 1428 nucleotides. RefSeq names its product kynurenine 3-monooxygenase (gene cn). Gene Ontology annotation, biological process: L-tryptophan catabolic process; NAD+ metabolic process; quinolinate biosynthetic process. Gene Ontology annotation, cellular component: mitochondrial outer membrane. NCBI's taxonomy places the organism in Eukaryota, Metazoa, Arthropoda, Insecta, Diptera, Drosophilidae. The record is from RefSeq and is a predicted model, not a curated record. The coding region runs from base 1 to 1368 and encodes 455 amino acids. The transcript is spliced from 4 exons. Gene Ontology annotation, molecular function: NAD(P)H oxidase H2O2-forming activity; kynurenine 3-monooxygenase activity; FAD binding.
AUGAGUGUCAUCUUAACGGAAACCAACGGGUCGGAUGAACGCCGAAAAGUAGCGAUAGUGGGUGCAGGUUUGGUGGGUUCUUUGGCCGCCUUGUAUUUUGCCCGCAUGGGCAAUCAGGUUGAUUUGUAUGAGUAUCGUGAUGAUGUACGUAAAUCUGAAUUGGUCCAGGGACGUAGCAUCAAUUUGGCUCUAUCUCAACGUGGACGCAAGGCUUUAUCCCAACUCGGCCUCGGGCUGGAGGAGCAGGUCCUUUCAACUGCCAUUCCCAUGAAAGGACGCAUGCUUCACAAUAUUCAAGGCAAGACCAGUGUAGUCAUCUAUGAUCCCUGUUUUAAACAAUGCUUAUACUCUGUGGGACGAAAACAAUUAAAUGAGUUAUUACUGAAUGCAUGCGAUAAGUUUCCCAAUAUCAAAUGCCAUUUUGAUCAUAAAUUGACCAAGGCCAAUGUAAAAGAAGGUCAACUGGAGUUCAAGCGGAGUCAUUCGGUCGAGGGUGUUAAAGCUAAAGCCGAUUUGAUUGUUGGCUGUGAUGGUGCCUUUAGUGCAUUGCGUCAGAAUUUGAUUAAAUUGCCAGGAUUCAAUUAUACGCAAGAGUAUAUAGAAACGGGCUAUCUGGAGUUAUGUAUACCGGCCAAGAAGAAUGAAUUCCAAAUGCCACCCAAUUAUUUGCAUAUCUGGCCAAGGGAUAAUUUCAUGAUGAUUGCCUUGCCCAAUCAGGAUAAAUCAUUUACGGUCACUCUCUCAAUGCCAUUUGAUAUCUUUGCCAGCAUUAAGAAUCCAGAAGAAUUAAUCCAAUUCUUUACGCAAUACUAUCCAGAUGCCUUGCCCUUGAUUGGCAAGGAGCAAUUGAUUAAGGACUUUUUUAAAACCAAACCACAACAUUUGCUCUCCAUCAAGUGUCGACCAUAUCAUUAUGAGAAUAAAGCUUUGCUAUUGGGCGAUGCUGCCCACGCAAUGGUUCCCUAUUAUGGUCAGGGUAUGAAUGCUGGCAUGGAGGAUGUUACCCUACUAAAUUCCCUACUGCAACAGUUGCCGCUAGAGGAGGCUUUGGCUCAGUAUACAGAACAACGUUGGCAGGACGCCUUUGCCAUCUGUGAUCUGGCCAUGUAUAACUAUGUGGAGAUGCGCGAUUUGACCAAGAGAUGGUCUUUUCGCUGUCGCAAGAUGUUGGACACUUGGCUGUUUCGUUUGUUUCCCACUAUCUGGGUUCCACUCUAUAAUAGUGUCUCAUUUACCAGUAUGCCGUAUAGCAAAUGCAUUGCCAAUCGUAAGUGGCAGGAUCAACUUUUGUGGAGGACUUUUCUUGGUUUCAUAGUUGUUGGUCUAGGUGUGACAGGAAGUGCUAUCUAUUGGCAGCGAUUUAGAUGAUUGAGCUAAUGUAUACAAACUUUUACAAAUUUUGAUUUGAAAUUGAAAAUACAAUAUAUU